ACGACCAAUAACUACUCACGUGUCAUCACGAUGAGAUUAUUAUCCUCUCGAUCCAACGGACGCAAAACACUCCCUCUUUCUCCUCCUCUCUUUCUCUCUCUCUCUCUCUCUCGCCGCGACCUCCGUUCGCCGUUUUCCGAUUCCUCCUGAGCUUGAUCUGAGAUGGCGGAUUCCGACAACGAUUCAGGCGGACACAAGGACGGGGGAAGCGCGUCGACGCGUGAGCAGGAUAGAUUUCUCCCGAUUGCAAACGUGAGUCGGAUCAUGAAGAAAGCAUUGCCGGCGAACGCAAAAAUCUCAAAGGACGCGAAGGAGACUGUCCAGGAGUGCGUAUCGGAAUUCAUAAGUUUCAUCACCGGCGAGGCCUCCGACAAGUGUCAGAGAGAGAAGAGGAAGACAAUCAACGGCGACGAUCUUCUCUGGGCGAUGACGACGCUAGGGUUCGAGGAUUACGUUGAGCCGUUGAAGAUCUACCUGCAAAAGUACAGGGAGGUGGAAGGGGAGAAGACGACCACGGGGAGACAGGGCGAUAAGGAAGGUGGCGGCGGAGGUAGUGGAAGCUCCGGCGGUGGCGGAGGAGGAGGAGGAGGAUACAAUGGAGGAGGAGCUACGACGGCGGGCGGAGGGAUGUACGGUGGGAUUGUGACGAUGGGGCAUCAUCAUCAAGGACACGUGUACGGCGCUGGAGGGAUGCAUCACACACAGCAAAGUGGGUCCGCACGUGCUGAUUAAUUAAGAACAAACGCAAAUUGGGAAAAAUCAAAUUAUAAAGUAAAAUGUUGGAACAAAUUAGAAUCAGCCACAUCGCCGCUCACUGCUCUCUCCUUGCGCAGCCUCUGACUCCGUUAACUCAAAAUGGCUCGAGCUUAAAUUCACAGGAGAAUACUAUAUGCAAUACGCGGCAAGAGGCCUUGAAGAGAUAAAGAAUGAUGAAGAAAUCUAUACUGUGUGUGGCUGUUUUGACACGGCUUCUUCUAUUAACAUAGCGGAGAUACUCGGUGAAACAUCCCAGAGCUCAGAGACGGAGAGACCUCUAACCUCACGACAUCAUACUGACCAAUCUUGUUCAGAGGCAUACAAAAGAAGCGUUCUCAAAGAGUCAAAGCACCCUUGGUACACGUUACGAGAUGGAGACGAUCUGGCACGACUUCUUAAGGAUGCUUCUCAGGCUUACGAGGAGGAUCUUGUGGCUGUGCGUAGGGAAAAGGACGAGCAAGCUGCUGAGGAAUUCGCGCACCAAGAAAUUUGGGUUGAGUUUCUUAGUUCACUUAAUUGA
This is a messenger RNA of Thlaspi arvense, 1276 nucleotides long. The record is from the annotation of a GenBank genome assembly. NCBI's taxonomy places the organism in Eukaryota, Viridiplantae, Streptophyta, Magnoliopsida, Brassicales, Brassicaceae.